Messenger RNA from Cladophialophora immunda, 3599 nucleotides. Its product is annotated as trehalose-phosphatase. Bases 550 to 3369 code for a protein of 939 amino acids. Gene Ontology annotation, cellular component: alpha,alpha-trehalose-phosphate synthase complex (UDP-forming); cytosol. The record is from RefSeq and is a predicted model, not a curated record. The transcript is spliced from 2 exons. Lineage: Eukaryota; Fungi; Ascomycota; Eurotiomycetes; Chaetothyriales; Herpotrichiellaceae. Gene Ontology annotation, molecular function: catalytic activity. Gene Ontology annotation, biological process: trehalose biosynthetic process.
GUCGUAAGAUAUCUCUUUCUUCCACCUCGUCCGGCCCAUCGUGAUGAGGAUGCUGGAGCCCAUGGGAUCCAGUGCUCUGCACACCUGCUCCCGAUGAAUGGGUCCUGUACCACUGCGUCGUCCGUGAUCAGUCAAUCCACUGCGAGACUCUCGACCUUGCCCUACCUCACUUCUUUUGUUCCACCCACCCCAUCACCACCAUCACCACCACUUCUUCACUUCAUAUUCGUACACCUUCCCUCCCGCUGCUCACUCACUCACUCACUCACUCCCAGUGAUUCGUGGAACCUAGAAGAGGCUGGAACUUUCACUGGUCUCGUCCAUCACCGCUCGUCGCUGGGUGAACCUCAACCGCGAUCAACCACCUCCGCCAACUUGGUUCCUCGUACCUUCCUUGACGCUGUCUUGCUUUGAUCCCUCGCUUGACCAACAAACACCAUCAGCCGGCUCGUUCUGCUGGCACUUGGCUGGUCACAAUAUCCUUGUAUCCCGUCAACAUUCUUCGCCUGUCACGCCAUUACCCCCCGGCGCUGAAAUACACGAGUGAAAAUGACCAUCUUUGUUGCUACCCUCUUUCUACCCUAUACGAUCAACUUUGAUGUUCCCGCCUCUGCCUCUCGCUCCGAGUCUCCUGAACUUCUGAGACCACAGUUGGCACUCACUCAGAACACUCCGAGUGAGACUCAGACUGUGAGCCUCUUCACCCCCGGUGCAAGCAGUAGCCCCCACCUCUCCCAGCUCUCCCAGAGUUCUGGCCCCAUUCCUCCGACUCCGGGCGCAACCACCGACCAUGAGAAGAUCUUCCGACCUCACAAUGAGCGAAAAUUCAGCCUGACUCUCCCCAGCCUCAAGAAGGAGGUCACAGUUCCCGUGCGCGCCAUCUCUCGACAUGAUCUUCACUCUCCAGGUUGGGGUAAGACCUUCACCUGGAACCAACCUCCUUCUCGCGCCAAGUCCCCUCCUCCAAGUUCAAUACUGAAGCAUGCAGUGAUCGGCGCUAAAGAUGUUAAGGAAGUCAAAGAGAAGGCAAUUUCACUCGCGCACAACACUGGACACAAACCCGGUCGGCGUCAAAGAACGAGGACUGUUAGUCACGAGCGGCACUUUUCGCACGACAGUUACACGGUCGAAAAGGCCAUCAUCGGCAACGGAGGGCUAUACAAUGCCGUUGAUGCUGCUGUCGAUGCUGGCAUUUGCGAGGAAAAGACUUGGGUCGGAACCCUGGGCUGCCCGGUUGACGCCUUGGACGAGCACUUGAAAGAGAGUAUUGCAGAGAAACUGGAAAACGACUAUGACUGUUUGACUGUCUACACCAGUGAUAGCGAUCUCAAUGGUCAUUACGAGCACUACUGCAAGACCAUCCUUUGGCCUGUGGUUCACUAUCAGAUUCCGGACCAUCCAAAGAGCAAAGCGUAUGAGGAUCACUCUUGGGUAUUCUAUGCCAAGGUCAACGAAGCUUUCGCUGAUCGUAUCGCAAAGAACUGGAAGAAGGGCGAUGUCAUCUGGAUCCAUGACUAUCAUCUGCUUCUCCUUCCCGGCUUACUACGCCAGAGGCUUCCCGAGGCCCAGAUCGGCUUCUUCCUGCAUACGGCAUUCCCAUCAUCAGAAAUCUUCCGAUGCCUCGCCGUUCGUACGGACCUGCUUCAAGGCAUGUUGGGUGCCAACAUGAUUGGGUUCCAGAACGACGAAUAUGGCCAUCACUUCCUUCAGACCUGCAGUCGCCUUCUCAACGUCGAAGCCACUAAACACGGAGUCAUUCUUGAAGACGGCAGGUUUGUCCAUGUCAAUACAUACCCCAUUGGUAUUGACCCCAAAGCAAUCGACCUGCAGCGACAAGUCAAAGAAGUCAAAGAGUGGGUGCAUACCAUCACCGACAAAUACCGCGGCAAGCGGAUCAUCGUGGCAAGAGACAAGUUGGACAGUAUCCGCGGGGUCCGUCAAAAAAUUCUGGCGUACGAGCUAUUCUUGAACAAAUAUCCCGAAUACAGAGACAAAGUCGUGCUCAUCCAAAUUGCAACCUCCUCGGCCGAGGACCCCGAGUUAAGUGCUACUGUGGCCGACAUUGUCACUCGGGUCAAUUCGACCCAUUCAACCCUCGCUCAUCAACCCCUGGUGUUUUUGAAGCAAGACAUUGACUUCUCUCAAUACAUGGCCUUGCUCACAGUCGCAGAAUGUUUAAUGAUUACCAGCUUGCGAGAGGGUAUGAACUUGACAAGCCAUGAGUGGAUACUCUGCCAGGACGGCAAAAUCUCCCAGAACAAGUAUGGUCCUCUGAUUCUUAGUGAGUUCACCGGAUCUGCUACGGUUUUUGGGCACGAUGCCCUUUUGGUCAACCCAUGGCACUACAGCCAUUGUGCCGAUGCCAUCAAACAAGCUCUGGAUAUGUCCCUCGAAGAGCGCGAGAAUCGCUGGAAGGCUCUGUACGAUAUUGUCGUACAUCAGAAUGCUGUCGGUUGGUUUGAGCACUAUAUCACGGGUUUGGAACACGCAUGGAAAGAACACACUGUCCGCGACUCUACUGCAGUCCCACGGUUAUCCUUACCUUCUGUCAAGUCCAAGUACCAGAAAGCCAAAAAGCGUUUGAUUAUCCUCGACUACGAAGGAACUCUGGCUUCAUGGGGUUCUCCCACUGACAUCAUCUUGACCACCCCCAAGAGGUCGGUCGACGUGCUGAACGAUCUUAUUGAGGACAAGAAGAAUAUUGUGUACGUCAUGAGCUCGAGGAUGCCAGAAGAGAUGGAGCGGCUCUUUAGUCCCGUCAGUGGCAUUGGGAUGAUUGCUGAGAACGGCGCCUUCGUGCUGGACCCGGGCACAGACGAGUGGCAGGAGUUGACCAAUCUCGAGCAUGUUCGAAACUGGAAGAAAGGGGUGAAGAGUAUUCUUCAAUACUAUGUCGAGAGAAUCGAGGGCAGUCGAGUUGAAGAGCGCCAUGCCUCAUUGAUCUUCGAUUAUUCAGAAGCAGAAGACAGGCAAGGGGCCUUCAAACAGGCCGGCGAAUGCGCCAAUCACAUCAAUGACGCUUGUCGUGGGCAGAAUGUCAAUGCGAUCCCUGUCGAAGAUGCACUCAACAUUUCGGAAAUGGACAUCAACAAAGGAUCGGCUGCUCAGUUCAUUGGGGAGAAUCUGGAAAAGUUGGCCCAAGAGAAGGGAGUACCGUUCCCCGACUUCCUCAUGGUCAUUGGUGACUCGCGAGAGGACGAGUAUGUCUUCAACUGGGCUCACAGGUUGGAGAAGGCUGAAAAGAUCCGAGACGUUGUCACGGUGACAUUAGGUGCCAGAAGCACCGAAGCAUCGGCCACAUUAACUCAAGGCGUUACUGGUGUAUUGUCGAUCCUCGAGAAACUCGCAAGAACUCUGCAGAGAGUGUGAAGCUAUGGUGUUCUGGUUCGACUGGACGCUGUCCAUUAUUAAUGAGGCUCACUGCGCGGACAGUUGACAAAUGUAUGCAGGAGUUUGCACGGUAUGACGAGUUUAUGAUGAGAUGCAUAGAGCGGGUCAACAACCCCUUUUAGAUACCCUGUAUUAGAAAGGUCAGGCAAUAGAAGUCCAUUCGCUGCAGAGGUAGAAUCAGGUUAGACGGCGGAAAAAAGUAUCAUCUC